GAAAUUGCCUUGGACAUUAAUGAAAAAUCUAAAAUUACCUAAACGGAAUUUUGCACAGAAUAGAGAGCAUAAAGAGAACUGGAGAUUCACCUUAGCAAAAUCAUUAUUCAAUUCGAUGGCUGGAUAUAACAGAUAUGGGCUUUAUACACACGAUACAAUAAAUUACAAGCAUCCUAUAGUAUGCGAAGCAGUGCGUCGAUUGCCAGAGGAAGUGCUGGAUGCCAGGAAUUUCAGGAUCAUACGCGCUCUACAGCUGAAUUUCCUGAAGAUAUAUCUACCCAGCGAGAAAUGGAUCACAUUCGAGCAGGAUUUGGAGUAUCGAUAUCUCACACCGUAUAUAGAAGAGAUCAAAUUUGAGCAAGCUGAGAUGAAUGAAUUCGAUUACUUAAAAGACUAGGGAUUGGCCGACUGUUAACGUAAAUGAAAAAAAAAAGAUUUCUCUGUAAUUGACAUGCGCAUUCACGUGCAUACGUCGCGAAAU
Acromyrmex echinatior (Panamanian leafcutter ant) is the source of this 481-nucleotide messenger RNA. RefSeq names its product cytochrome b-c1 complex subunit 7. Gene Ontology annotation, biological process: mitochondrial electron transport, ubiquinol to cytochrome c. The record is from RefSeq and is a predicted model, not a curated record. Lineage: Eukaryota; Metazoa; Arthropoda; Insecta; Hymenoptera; Formicidae. Gene Ontology annotation, cellular component: respiratory chain complex III.